AUGGCUCAAAAGAUUGUCAUCGUUGGCUCUGGUUUCUCCGGCCUUUUCAGCGCCUUAUCCGCCAGAGGACUCAUCGGACAAAACAAGGACCGCGUUAGCAAUGGCAUCGAGGUUAUCAUGGUUGCCCCUGAGCCUAAGCUCGUCGUCAAGCCACGUCUUUACGAGGCCAACGCUGCUAGCAUGUACGCGCCGCUAGAAGAACUUUUGCACGCUACGGGCGUCCGUUUCACUCGAGGAGUCGUCGAUGUGAUCCGGACCAAGGAUAAGCAAGUAGAAGUGGUCAGUCCUACAGGUGAACGCUCGAAUCUUUCAUACGAUAGACUGGUUCUGGCUGCUGGCAGUCGACUGGUGAAGCCAAACGUCUCUGGUUUGAGGGAGCACGCGUUUACUAUUGAUAACAUCGCCGAUGCGGCAGACUUGGAGGCUCACCUCAAACGCUUGGCUUCUCUGCCCUCGACUCCAGAACGCAAUACUGUUGUUGUGUGCGGUGGCGGAUUCACUGGUAUCGAGCUUGCCACGGAGCUGCCUCGGCGCUUACGGUCUGUUUUCGGCAUGCUGGAGACAGUAAGGGUUGUUGUUAUUGAAAAGGCAGAUGUAAUUGGACCUGACCUGGGAGAGGGUCCUCGUCCGGUCAUCACUCAGGCCCUCGGCGAUCUCCAAGUUGAAACUAGGCUUGGCACUGCUGUUGGCUCGAUUGAUGCCAACGGUGUUGUCACCUCUUCCGGAGAACGUAUCGACGCCCUCACCGUUGUUUGGACUGCUGGCGUGGAGGCCACACCGUUGACGAAGCAGAUUCCUGGCGAGACGGACGAUCGAGGACGGUUGAUUGUCGACCGUGACCUUCGUGUUCCGUCAAGUCCCGAUGUGUUUGCCACUGGUGAUGCGGCUUGCGCCCAGACAGACGACGAGGGCAACUUUACGCUGAUGUCGUGCCAGCAUGCAAUGCCUCUUGGCCGCUCGUGCGGUUACAAUGUUGCUGCUGACCUUCUCAAACUGCCCAACCAGCCGUAUCACCAGCCCUCGUAUGGAACGUGUCUCGAUCUUGGUGGCUGGGGAGCCGUCGUGUGCAAUGGAUGGGAUCGAAAUAUCAUAAAGUCGGCUGGACCGGCAAAGGAAAUCAAGACCUGGAUCAAUGGCUGCGUCAUCUAUCCUCCCAAGGCAAACGCAAAGGAGGCAUUCGAGGCGGCCGACCCUGUGCUUAACCAAGUUGCGGUGCUGGUAUGA
This is a messenger RNA of Trichoderma gamsii, 1224 nucleotides long. RefSeq lists its product as hypothetical. Lineage: Eukaryota; Fungi; Ascomycota; Sordariomycetes; Hypocreales; Hypocreaceae. Bases 1 to 1224 code for a protein of 407 amino acids. The transcript has a single exon. The record is from RefSeq and is a predicted model, not a curated record. Gene Ontology annotation, biological process: aerobic electron transport chain. Gene Ontology annotation, molecular function: NAD(P)H dehydrogenase (quinone) activity.